AUGAGCUCGUCGAGGUACCCAUCUGCUCCUGGCAGAGAGACUGACCAGCGGGAGACUCGUCCAUCGCAAGGAUUCGUCAACAGCAGCUUGGUGAGAGCGAACAUGACUCCACCGCGGUAUCCUUCGCAGGUGCAGCCACCGGAAUCUGCGCUUCGCUCGACUCUAUAUGUUCCCGGAAGCGCCCAAUACCACGAAGCGGAGCUCCGCGAGGGUCAGAACGCGUACCACCAGUACCUGUACCUGUACCAGGAUGAGCAACAGAGCCAGAAUCAGAAUCAGAACCCGCCGAGGUAUCCGCCAGCGACAUCGCCACGACAGAGUCGCCGCUAUCCUCCGUCGCCGCCCGGCCUGGUCGGUGGUACUGGCCACAAUCGCGAGCACUCCUUCACGCCCAUCAAUCAGCACCCGCCAGCGCCGAGUCAUAUCAGUGCCUACCGCCCUUUCACGCCCGCCAGCUCUCCACACACGGGCAACCAUUUCUCGUGGCCUUAUCCUCUAUACAAACAGCCCAUCGGACACCAGGUCUUUGACAUUCGCGGCUUUACCGUCCCGAGCAACUUCGAGGUGAACUUCAAUGAGAUCGACGCCUACCAUCCUCCUUUGCCACAAGGUAGGCGAGAGGGUGUGCAUGUGCGAGAGUUGCGGGUUACGGAGACGCUACAUGUCAACAAGAAUGACGGACGCACGUGGCAUCUCGGCCACGGUGUGAGUAUCGUAAUGCCUUCGUGGAGACCCAGAUGACUGACAUUCGAGCAGCUUGGCGAGACCUACUCUGGUGUCUUUGGGCACGAUGAUCCGAAUGACAUCCUGCCGCAGGCCACCGAAAUGGCCAGAGCGAUCGCCGAGAAGCGAGAGAGGGUACGUUUAUGGUCCUCGCAACGGAGACGUUAUGCUGACUGAAAUGCAGCCGGAGAGACUGAGAAGAUCCGCCGAACUUCUCCAAGCAGCUCGCAUGCACCUUGAGGCAGGAGCCCCUCUCGUCCUCCAGCGUACCAGCUUCGUUGAUUUCGGCGAUACCAUAGCAUGUUUCCGGCUUGGAUGUCCUUUCAAAGCUCCCCAGGACAUGCCGGGGAACACGUACUACCUCAACCUGGCCUCCGAAACGACUGACUACGAGACGACUUUCUGUCUGCGAUGCUUCGAGCAGCUUUGGAGUCUGAAGUUGACGGAAGGGGUCAAUGAUCCACCGGGAUUGUCCCAGCCAGGGGAAGCGCCAGAAGAGCGGAGGGAUUCUGCAUUUGCCAUGCCAAUGUCGAAGCCAGCGUCGAUGCCACUGUCGACGCCACUGUCGAUGCCUCUGUCGAUGCCACCGCCGAAGCCACCGGCGAUGCCCAUGCGAGCCGAAGGAGGAGGCGAAGAAGGAGGCGAAAAGCCUUUGAGCCGAAGCAACGAGAUCUUCAAGUCCAGACAUGCUGACCCAGACGCGGAGAUGCAGACAGUAGCAGAACCACCUGCACCGCUUCGCGCACCAGCCGAUAGCUCUUCGACACCGGCAGCGGAAAGCCCGUCUGACCAGGACUGGUCCUCUCCCAGCUCGCGCACCUCCACGCGCGAAUGGCGCCAUCCACCAACGCGAUUCCAGCACAUCGCCUUCUGCGUCAAACCCAGCCCAAGCCUCAGUGUGCUGGACGCAGCGGUCAUCGAGCUCUGGAAGUACGCGAGUCACGAGCAGCUGGUAUGGGAGCUCCACCUCCGCAAGAUGAAGUGCUUGAACGACUACCAUAGUGGACGUGUGAAGGAGGACCUGAGCUUUGGAAUGAAGGGGUACAGAUGGGACGAUAAGGAGGGCCAGGAGCGAUGGAAGGGCGAGAAGUUUAAGGAGCAUAUGCUUGAGGGUCCGGCCUUGUUGAGAAAGAAGGACUGUUUUGGCAGAGAUCUGUCGGAGGUGUUGAAAGAGGCGAAUGUGAAGAAGUACGGUUGA
Lecanosticta acicola is the source of this 1921-nucleotide messenger RNA. The record is from the annotation of a GenBank genome assembly. Lineage: Eukaryota; Fungi; Ascomycota; Dothideomycetes; Mycosphaerellales; Mycosphaerellaceae.